This is a messenger RNA of Lithohypha guttulata, 1200 nucleotides long. RefSeq lists its product as uncharacterized. NCBI's taxonomy places the organism in Eukaryota, Fungi, Ascomycota, Eurotiomycetes, Chaetothyriales, Trichomeriaceae. The record is from RefSeq and is a predicted model, not a curated record. The transcript has a single exon. Bases 1 to 1200 code for a protein of 399 amino acids.
AUGUCGCAUGUACCAGCAUGGAAGCGAUUGGGCCUGAAGCUCAAGUAUGCAAAGGAGGAGCCCAACCAUGAUCUUUCACAACACAAACAAUCAAACAGAGCUGAGCCACUCGUAGAUGGGAAUGUUGCUGAGCGACCAAGCAAGCGUCAACGUAUAUCUCAAGAUGGUCAGCACGCUACAGAGAGGCUGAAUGGUCACCAAGAGAGCCCGGCAAAGACUUCUGGAGACUCCGCACCAAUAGCCCCGGUUAAUGGUGCUCAGGGGAAAAGGCCAUCGCGAAAGUCUGUCUCUUUCGCAGACGACACGAAGGCUGAAGAUGGUGAUUCACGGAUUACGAUCGAUUUCCCUGAGAAUCUGCCUGGCUCAGCUACCACACAGUCCGCUAAACGAAAGCUUGGAGAUACAGACAGUACAUUCGAUACAGAGAACCUGAGACCUGUAUCUAUAGCUACAACACCCAAGAAGAAGAAGAAGAACAAGGACCGCGUUAAAUCGAGGGGAGAUUCGGAGGCUCGAAACUCAGUGCCUAAAGGCAAGAAGGCUCUGGCACUCGACUAUCUCUCCUGUCAUAAGACAAACCGGCGUGACUGGAAGUUUAACAAGAAUCGUGAUGUGUGGGUGCUCAGCCAUGCUCUAAGCACUGUAGACAUUCCAUCUUCACACACAGUUGCAUUAGCAGGAUAUGUGGCUGGCCUGCCCAGCAAUGCCGCGGCACGGCAACGUCUCGUUGAGCAAUGCAGGAAUUCUAUGAAAGAGGAAACUGAAGUCAUGGAUGAUACAUCAGACCGAAUGGCGCUGCUCAACCUCGUCGAAGAACCAAAUAGUAACGACGUUAAUCAAGACGGUCUCUUCGAACGAUAUCCUCGCGCCCAGAUUCUACUGUGGGCUCUCAAGGAAGAUACAAAUGUCACCAGAAAGGAAGCGGCUCCUACAUUUGCAACAUCCACUGUACCAUUACCACGCGUGAGGAAGAACAAAACGAGGACGGCCGUUGCCAGUGUGUCGAGUAGUGAAAGCGACUCAGAAAGUGAUUCGUCGGACAACUCGCAGCAUUCUAGCUCUCGUAAUAAAGUUCAUCAAGUUGUCCCUAAUCGCAAGGCGGCGGUUGAAGAAACUUCUUCGUCAGGGAGUUCUAGUACGGAUGGCGACGAUGAUACAUCGAGCAAUGCAGAUAGUAGCAGUAGUAACGAUAGUGAAUGA